This is a messenger RNA of Gavia stellata (red-throated loon), 2293 nucleotides long. RefSeq names its product Bardet-Biedl syndrome 12 (gene BBS12). Gene Ontology annotation, molecular function: ATP binding. NCBI's taxonomy places the organism in Eukaryota, Metazoa, Chordata, Aves, Gaviiformes, Gaviidae. Gene Ontology annotation, biological process: chaperone-mediated protein complex assembly; photoreceptor cell maintenance. Bases 1 to 2151 code for a protein of 716 amino acids. The transcript has a single exon. The record is from RefSeq and is a predicted model, not a curated record.
AUGGCUUUCAGGGAUGUGAAUGCAAGAAGACAUAUUGGACUUCAGCAACUCUCAUCCUUAGCAUCAGCUGGAAGAACAUUAUUGGGGCCAAUGAAAUCAUGUAAAUUCAUUGUCGAUGAAAGCACCAACCAAAGCACAUUGAUUUGUUCUGCUGUUAGACUGAUUGAAAGUUUGGAUUUAACUAGUGCUGCCGGACAGCUUCUUAAUGAAACCAUUCAGGCACAAAACAAGGAAUUUAAAACUGGGAUGAGUACCCUGUUGUUUCUCAUUGGUGCAUGGAGCAAUGCCGUACUGGAGUGCCUCCAGCAGAAUGUUCCUGUUUCAGCAAUAGUAUCUGUGAUGUCUGAGGGGUUGAACUCUUGCUGUGAGAGAGUCCAGUGUCUUCAAAUAUCAAUACAUGAUGUAAAUAAAGAGCUGUGUUCUAGCAGUGUUAGGCCAAAUGCUUUUAAAAGCAAAACUUGCCAAAUUGGAUGUGACAGUCUUCUAAAUCCUGAGGUUUUCCUGUAUUUUCAGAAAGACAUUUCCGCACCAGAAGAAGUAAUUCCAGUAAAUGCUUGUUCCCAUCAAGAGCAAGACUGUAAUUUUAACAAGUGCCUGGUUUCACCUUUGGUGGGCUUUGAUUCAAUAGCUUCUCUUGUCAAACCAGCAGGUGACAAAAGUACAUCUGUGAUUUCUGGAAGUGGUGUUACCGCAUCCAGCUGUAACAAACAAAAGUUAACCCACAGCAGAUACUUCAGCACUCUAGGAAAAAGCCAUUUUUCAAGUCAGCAAGGUGAUUUUCAGGGAUAUGUUUCAGGACAAUCAGCAGAUCCAUGUGAAUGUUACGGUUUAGGACACCUGGCAAUGACUCUGAGCCAUGGAAAUCAGACGAGCAUGAAACUGCUACAAAGCAUUGUUGCAUAUCAACAAGAGAGAGCAGAAUGCAGUGGUUCUUUCCAGUUUAAUAUUGCAGAAAUUGUGACAUGCUGUUUACUGGGCCUGCCUGAAAGCUAUUCUUGUGUCUCCCCAGGCUUUGUCACAUUAGUAUCACCAGAACAAGCCACAGUUAUCAAAUACUUUGACGACAAACCCCUUCGGAUUCUGCUAAUGGAUGGUGACCUAACUGAACAAUAUCGUCACUUAGGAUUUAAUAGGCCAUGUAAUGUAAAGACCAUAUUAGAACAUCCAACCAAUUGGAACAUACAACAAGGCAGAGCGGGAGACUUGUGGCUAAGCAAUAUGUUAGAUACUCUGAUAAGCUUUGAAGUAAAGUUGGUUUUGGUUAAAGGAAAUGUGUGCGAAAACUUAAUGGAAAGGUGCAUAGCAAACAGUAUAUUGGUUAUUGGUUCUGUGACUCGGGAUGUGUUGUGUGCCUUUGGGGAGGUCACCAGCGCCCAGCCAGUGACAUACCUCAGCCAGCUGAAUGCUUCUUGUGUGGGGAGCGGGGCCCAAGUGGAGCUGUGGAAGGCCUGCGAUGGGCGUGCAAUGGAUCUGGGUGACCUUGUGCCGGUCCGAAUAAAAGUGCGAGGAAUUCCCCUGCUCACGGCCGUGCUUACCACUGCUGUAGCUUCAAAGAUGCAGCUCAUUGAAGACCAGUUCUGGGCUUCAGCGUAUCGACUCCAUCACGCUUUAAAUGACGAGAAGAUUUUUCUUGGUGGUGGUGCAGUGGAGCUCUUGUGCCUUAGUCACAUUCAGAUGCUUGCAGACCAGCCUGUACAGCCAGCAAAUAAAAAUGCCAUGAAAGAGUUUCACAAUCCCUGGCUGGCAGCAUCUGCGACAGAGUAUAAAUCAGUUGUGCUCCAAGCACUAGCAAGGGGCUGGAAGCAGUAUCUUUCAGCAGUUAUGUGUAACACUGCAAAAGCUGCAUCGGAGGUGGAAGCGUGUACCGCAGUUGAUCACCACCUCAAAAAAGCAGCUGACUGUGGUUCUCCCUCAGCAUAUAUAUGGAAAGAGUUUAGAAGAGGUGAUCUGCUCAGGGGUGGUUCUGGUCCCUUCACUGACCACGGAGAGGCUUUAAAGGUUUAUGAUAAUGUGACAGCCAAGACAGAGGCAUGGCGGAGAGCUCUAGACUUGGUGCUACUAGUGCUUCAAACAGAUGCCGAAAUUAUCACCGGUCCCAAAAGGAAUCAGCUAUUGAACUCACAUGUGUCAAGUGAAUUUAUGUUUUUAUAGGACUUGCAGGCUUUAUUUAUAAGUCCAUCAGUCAGUGGAAGAAGUCCAGGUGCAACCUACAUUUCUUCAUAGUUUAUAAAGCAAACAUUUAGAUGUGAUCAUGACUUUAGAGUGUAACAGCAGAAAUCAGAAGUGAGACAGU